Molecule: messenger RNA, 850 nt
Organism: Tympanuchus pallidicinctus (lesser prairie-chicken)
Lineage: Eukaryota; Metazoa; Chordata; Aves; Galliformes; Phasianidae
Gene: PERCC1
Product: proline and glutamate rich with coiled coil 1
Exons: 1
Coding region: 17-745 (242 amino acids)
Source: RefSeq, a predicted model, not a curated record
GUCCCUUUGCACCGACAUGGCUGCCGGCGUCAUCCGGCCGCUGGCCGAGCUGCGGCUGCCCUCGCCCUUCCCGCACGGCCUGCUCCUGCCUGCGCGUCCCGAGCCCGACUUCCCCGACCUCUCUGAGGAGGACGACGAAGAAGAGGAGGAGGAGGAUGAAGAGGAGGCAGCAGAGCAGAGCGGCGGACCGGAGCCCGCCUGCCCCAGUGCCGCAGAGACCACGCUGCGACUCCUGCGCUUCUCAGAGCUCAUCAGCUGCGACAUCCAGCGGUACUUCGGGCGGCGGGGCCGGGAGGAGGCCGCUGGCGGCCAUGGCGUGCCCGAGGACUGCAGCUCGCCCCGCAGCUCGCCCAGCCCGGGGCACAUGGCACGGGGCGGCCGGGCGCAGCCGGAGGCGGCACUCGGUGCCCACGGGGCCGCACACAGGCUGGGGCCGCUGGCCGAGCUCUUUGAGUACGGCGUGCGCCGGUGCCUGGCACCGCAGGCGGUCAGCGGGAAGGCGCAGCGGCUGGAGAGGAAAUACGGCCACAUCACCCCCAUGCACAGGAGGAAACUGCCGCCCUCCUUCUGGAGGGAGCCGGGUCCCGGCCCUGGCAGCCUCCUGCACGCCGGCACCCCUGACUUCAGUGACCUGCUGGCCCACUGGACGGUGGAGCCGGGGCCAGAGCUGCCGGGCAGCGGGCGGGAGCUGCCUCCUAUGCCGGGCCAUGCUGGGCUGGAGGCUGAGCCCUACAGCGGGCUGUGACCCACCGCAGCUCAGGGCUGCCACGUGCCGCACGGGUAAUGAGCAACCCAUGGGCAAUGGGACGCUUGGAGCCAGUGGGUCGGAGCCAGCAAUGGGACGAGUGAA